AUGCCGUUACCGUCAUCUCCUCCGGCUGGCCAUGCGACACCAGAUCAAUGGCAACCACGCACGAGAAAGACACGCACGACCGCGCAGAGAAAGGUCUAUGGGAAACGAAAAGCAGAUGCACCACGAGCAGUGUUCGAUCAGCGAAGUCCUGCAAAGGAGUUGGAAAAGACCAAGAAAAAUGCCGUUCUUGAUGAUGCUGUCGAGGGUAUCCAGACCAAGCUGGCUGAGAUAAAGAUCGAAGAGAAAGAAGUGUCCGUACCUUCAGAACGCAAGACGCGGGGGAGAAGGAUAAAGAAGGAGAAGGGGGAAGAAAAGCUACAAGAAGAUUGGCCACAAGAAAAACCACAAGAAAAGCCACAAGAAAAGCCACAAGAAAAGCCACAAGAAAAGCCGCAGGAGAAGCCGCAGGAGAAGGAGGAAAUCGAACCGCCAGUCGACAUCAAAGAUGAGACACCCUCUACCGAGAUUUCUUGCGGCCCAAACGAGUUGCUGGAGAGCCACAUGGAGCAAACACCGUCAAAGAGCGACACUAAAGCCAAGCCACGAUACUCAACAAUGGUGGAAGUGAGGAUCAGCACAGGGAGAAUGAGCACAGGAAACAUCAGCACAACCCCUCCAAAAGCCUCCCCGAAACAGCAAAGAGAAGAACAAAAUCCUACUGAGAGUAAGAAGCGGACAACAAGAAAGAAGAACAAUGCACCACGCCUGUCGUCUGGCUGUGUUCAAGACGAAAAGGCAAAUGCUUAUGUUCACCCCAUUCUCAAUGAAGCCCUGUCCCCCGUCGCCGCUCAGGGAGUCCAGAAAUUCAGCUCAUGGGCUGCCCGUGGUGGAAAUAUGCUGCAGGUUGUUAAGCUCGCAGAGGGAUCUUACGGAGAGGUCUACAAGCUUCAUCUGCGGGAAGAUGUCUGCAAGCAGGAGAUGUCCAAGUCGAAGCUUGCCCGCUUGAGGGCGUACGGCGAUAACGUGUUCAAAGUCAUACCCUUGCGAGCUCAAAGUGGCCCAGGAUCAAAGAAGUUCACCAGCAUUAAGGAAAUCGUAUCGGAAAUCAAGAUGCUCAAGUACCUAGAUCCAAUUCCUGGAUUUGCUCGUUUCAGGGAAAUUCAUGUCGUUCAGGGCCGCUUCCCAGAGUCUUUCCAGAGUGCAUGGGACCAUUACAAGAAAACCAAGGACGAUUGCCUCAACCCCAACCCCUCGAACAAGAGAGCGUACCCUGAUUCGCAAAUAUGGGCAAUUGUGGAGAUGGAUGAUGCCGGUUGUGAGCUGGAGAAGUUUGCUUGGUCAUCAGUAUUUCAGAUCUAUGAUAUUUUCUGGGGAGUCGCCAUGGCUCUUGCUCGUGCAGAAGAAUAUGCUAUGUUUGAGCAUCGCGAUCUGCACCUUGGCAAUGUUUGCAUAAAAACCACUCGUGAAAAUAACUGCAUGGAUCCGCCAACAGACCUGGAUAUCGCGCGUCGUUCAUUUUCAAGUGGAUUCGGACUUAGUACUCUGGAAACAACCAUCAUCGACUACUCGCUGUCUCGUGCUGAACUGCAAUUAAGCGACGAUCCCAAUCAGGCCCUGGAAGUAGCCUCGUCUGAUCUGGAUAAAAAGCAGAUCUUUGAUGCCAUAGGGGUGGAUGAGGAUGAUGCUCUAUUGAGAGACACAUACCGACAUAUGCGUGCUCAACUUUACACUGGAAACCCCGCCCAGACGGAAAAGACCCCCGACAUUCCUGGCAUCUGGGCUGAAUAUUCGCCCCGCACAAACCUCGUCUGGCUUCUCUUCCUGCUGAAGAACUUGUUGAAAAACCGAAAGAGCGAGCCCGCACAGCCAGCACCGGUACAGAGAAAUCCUCUCGCGCCGCGCUCGCCGAACAAGAACAUGGAAGUCAAAAAGAAGAGUGGCAAAUCGGACACCAAACCCGCUGGCAAGACUCUUGCUUCGCAGCUUUCUCAGACUGAGAUCCAGUCGCACGUUGGAAAGUUGAAAAAGACACUCGAGGACAGACUUGGUGCUGUUAUGGGGCUGCUGGAUUUCGAGCACGGACAUGAGGAUAUGUGCUGUGCUGCUGAUCUGGUGGCGUAUGCCAUUGAUUCCCAGUGGUUGGAAGAGAAGGAUUUCUUUUGA
Messenger RNA from Aspergillus wentii DTO 134E9, 2103 nucleotides. RefSeq lists its product as uncharacterized. The coding region runs from base 1 to 2103 and encodes 700 amino acids. Gene Ontology annotation, molecular function: histone H3T3 kinase activity. Gene Ontology annotation, cellular component: nucleus; cytoplasm. The record is from RefSeq and is a predicted model, not a curated record. NCBI's taxonomy places the organism in Eukaryota, Fungi, Ascomycota, Eurotiomycetes, Eurotiales, Aspergillaceae. The transcript has 3 exons. Gene Ontology annotation, biological process: intracellular signal transduction; mitotic cell cycle.